This is a messenger RNA of Salpingoeca rosetta, 14514 nucleotides long. RefSeq names its product dynein heavy chain 2. Lineage: Eukaryota; Choanoflagellata; Craspedida; Salpingoecidae. The transcript is spliced from 5 exons. Gene Ontology annotation, cellular component: dynein complex. Gene Ontology annotation, molecular function: ATP hydrolysis activity; dynein light intermediate chain binding; minus-end-directed microtubule motor activity. Gene Ontology annotation, biological process: microtubule-based movement. The record is from RefSeq and is a predicted model, not a curated record. The coding region runs from base 340 to 14514 and encodes 4724 amino acids.
GCAACAUUUCGCUUAGCGACCAACUGCAACUCAUCGGCGGUUGGUUUGGCUCUCAACGCACACACAACGCACAAACGUCGUCGAGCACUGGCUGCUGGGAGCGACAGCCACAGCACGGCCACAGCACAGCCACAGCGCAGCCGCAGCCGCCAUCAAGCAACGAGAUAGGUUGUGGCGGGAAGGAAGCAAGCAAGCAAGUGAAGGAGUGCGCCAGGCCUUCCCCUUUCCUCACAAUUAUCCGCUCUUGAGGCGGGGGUUCAACCUGCGUUGUUACCUUACCACCACAUUGACAUUGCGGCAUCAACCACCAACAAAACAACACACUCACCUGGAACAACAAUGAGCGAGAACACAACAGCAACAGCACAGGAGCCCUCGGCCCAAGCUGAAGCGAACGCCUCCGCAACACCACCGCCAGACACGACAGACAACCAACAAGCACAGCAGGAGCAAGCACAACAGGAGCCGCAGUCCCAGGAAAGCAAAGACAAGGCGCCUGCCGCACGUGCUGACGGAGGCACCGCAAAUGCCAUGUCCAAGAGCAGCAGUAUCAAGGCCUCCAAACGGGCAUCGGCUGUACAAAGCAAGGCCGGUACCAGAAAGGCCUCUGCCAUCAACACACGUGCGUCUUCUGCGGUCGGUGACAGAGGAGGAAAUGAGGACGAGGAAUAUGAGGAGUAUGAAGACGAUGAAGAGGAACUUGCUGACGAGGAGGAAUCGGACGGUGAGGAGAUUGAGGUCCUGGUCGAUCCCCAGCCAGACCCUGAUCCCAUCCCUGCUCCACCGCCAAAGCCAGCAAACCUUCGUGACUUUAUGGUGAACGAAAUCAAGUCGCGGGUACACCUCGAGGGCACGACGGAGAGUGAGUGGAACAACGACAUGUCGUUCCAGGCCAUCUUCAACUUCUUCACACGGCGCUCCUCCGUCCUGCUGACCGUGUACCAGUCCGAGGGCAUGCUGGUUGUCAGCCACUCGCCACCCGCAUAUCCGGUUGGCCGCCUCAUCUACUUUGUUCGCGCCAAGCCCGAGCUCAUCUACCCAGACUCGCAGUUUGACGACAUUGUGCACACGGGCGUGCUGCAGCAGGACUACCUGGACAGCCUCGUGCGCCUGAUGAACGACCUCUUCUCCCCGCUCAUGUCACACGCCGCCAAGCAGUGGCCCGACAGCGUACGCAACGAGUUUGCCGCAGGCAUGAACCGCUUCAUGUCCUCGCUCACAGACGUGGCCAGCAAGUCUGACCACAACACCGUCCUGUAUGUGCCCAACGAGGACCUCUCGCGCCCAAUGGAGGUGAUGCUUGCCGACCGUGACUUGGUGCAACGCCUGGAGACAACCGUCAUCCGCUGGACGCGCCAGGUGAAGGAUGUGCUCAACACCACGCACGCGGAGCAGGGCGCAGAUAUUGAGCUGCCCACGGAUGAGAUUGACUUUUGGCAGCGGCGCUUCCAGGACAUGUCUGGCAUAAGUGAGCAGCUGGACAAGGAGGGCGUUGCCACCAUUCUCAAGAUAUUGGAGGCAGCCGGCUCCUCGUACCUCAACCAGUUUCAGAGCUGGUCCCAACGCAUCAAGGACGGCAUGGAAGUGUCCAAAGCCAACUUCAAGUUUCUCGGGGUGCUGCGUGACCCGUGCACGCGGCUGUACACGUCUAACCUCAACGCCAUUGCGGAGAAACUGCCCACCAUCAUUGACCUGAUCCGCCUGAUUGAGCUUCACUCGCAGCACUACACCUCGCGUGAGCAGAUCACGUCCCUGUUUCAGAAAGUCUCCAACGCCAUCAUCAUGCGCUGCCGCGAGUGCAUCUCCCUGGACGAGAUCUUCGAGGGUGAUGUGGACGACAGCGUGCGCAUUGUCACGGACGCCAUCAGCUGCUGCGAGGCGUGGAAGAGCAUCUACGAGAAGCGCAAGGCCGCCCACCUCCCGCACUCGAGCAAGCCAUGGGUGGUGAGCCACUCCAGCGUGUUUGCCCAAAUUGACGCCUUUAUCCAGCGGUGCAAGGACCUGCUCAUCGUCUGCUCGGGCCAGAAGCAUUUUGCGCGCAAGAAGGGCGUGGACAAGGUGCCGCUGCCCCACUUUGCCGGCACGCGCGGCCUCGAGGUUGCCCGCGCACUCUCCGGGGUGGAGGCGCGCUUUGAGGAGAGCCUCACGCUGCUGCGUAAGCACGAGGCACACAUCCUGGACGUCAAGUCCUCCAAGUACCAGGGGUACUUCAACACCUUCAAGGAGUCUGUCAAGGAGCUCGAGGUGAUGGUGCAGAACGCGGUGACCACGGCCUUCCAGCACGUCACCACCGUGGAGAACGGGGUGGAGCUCAUCGAAACCUUUGGGCCCCUGGGCCAGCGCGACAUUGUCAAGCGCGCGCUGGACAAGUGCACGGCCCACGUGUUCAAGAUGUUUGCAGACCAGCUAGAGGACGUCAAGGCGUACUUCAACAACUACCGCCAGGCGCCGCCGCUGGAGCCCGGCAUGCCCCCGUACGCCGGCGCCAGCAUGUGGGCCACGGGCCUCCUCAACCAGAUCACGCAUGUGCACGGCGCGCUGGCCAACGCCAAGUACGUGCAGCCGGGCGCGUUUGGGGACGAGGUGCUGCACCAGUACACGCUCCUCGCGGGCGCAUUGCGCGACUUUGUCAGCAAGGCGCACUCCACAUGGGUGGGCGAGAUAAAGACGGACCUGGCUGCCCUGCUCAACAACCCGCUGCUGAAGCGCGACGGCACGCGCACGCUGCUGCUGCUCAACUUUGACAAGGACCUGCUGGUCCUGUUUGCGGAGGUGAAGCACUGGCUCAAACUGGGCCUGGACAUCCCCAGCACCGCCAUGGAGAUGUUCCACAAGAACGAAGAGCUGCGCGCGCUGCGCUGCUUCAUCAUGCUGGUGGUGCGCGACUACAACCAGAUCAUCGAGAAGCUCUCCGUGGAGGAGCAGGCCCUCUUCCGUGAGCGCAUCCGCUUCCUCGACAGCAAGGUGCAGCACGGGCUCACCAAGCUCACCUGGGCCUCCAAGGGCAUCAAGGACUACUACGUCGCCGACUGCCGCAUGCACGCCAAGCAGCUCAAGGAGCACGUGGACAAGUACAUGCUCACCAACCAGCGCAUCGCCCGCCUGUGCGCCUACGCGGAGAAGCAGACCAUGGUCAGCAUCAGCCUCAAGCGCGUGUACACGGUGACGGAGUUCCACGAGGCGCAGCAGGAGCAGAUUGCCGCCGUGCGCAAGCGCUUCCUCGACGUGCACCGCGAGAUUGUGCGCAACCUGCAGAAGACGUACGAGGUGUUCAAGAAGGACGGCCACGACGUGCAGCAGCACUGGCGGCGCUACGUGCAGAAGGUGGACCGCAUGCUCGAGGAGUCGCUGCGCACAAAUGUCAAGCGAUCCCUCAACGAGUUUGUGCGCGCCAUUGUCGGCGAUGGCAAGAGCAUCCCCAGCCCCGUGUUCAGGGUCAACGUGGCGCUGGAGGACCGCAACAUCGUGCUGCAGCCCACGUACGGCCACCUCUGCGACGUCGCCCUCAGCCUGCACAAGGAGAUGGUCGACGCGCUGCUUGGCCUGGACAGGCUCACCACCAUCCUGUGCAAGGGCAUCCCCGCCAACGCACAGCUGCACUCGCGCACAACGCGCACGCAGGCCUCUCUCGCUGCGACAUCCUCCCACGGCAGCGGCGCCGGCAACCGCAGCAACAACGCCCUGCGCAAAGGCGCGGCCAAGACGGGCACGACGUCGUCGCUGGCCGCCGCGUCCACGGCAACCGUGUCCACAACCGCAGCCGCAGCGCGCGACGGGCUGAGCUUCUUCGAGUGCUCGCGUGACGACGCAGACGUGCUGAAGAUGCGCCGCUACCUGGAGCAAGGGCUCAAGGACAACGAGCCCAACCUGCGCGACUACGUGGGCGUGUGGCACGAGUCGUACCACGAGAUUUGGCAGACGGACAUUGAGCGCUUCCUGCAGCGGUACGCGCAGAUGAACCCGCCGCUGGCCCAGUUUGAUGGCGACAUUGCCCGCUAUGCAGAGGUGGCCAACAACGUGCAGAAGGAGGAGACGUUCACGCCGAUCAACUUUGUGCAGCUGGACUGCACCAUGCUCAAGUACAGCCUGCUUGAGCUGUGCAACCAGUGGCAGGAGCAGCUCACGGAGCUGCUUCACCGCCGGGCCAAGGGCGACCUGGCGCGCGUGCGCGAGUACCUGCAGACGCAGUCGGAGCUGCUGUCGCGCGUGCCGGAGGGCCUGAGCGAGGUCAUCUCGGCCGUGGAGAACCUCAACGCAGCCAAGGCGCAGGCGCCGCGCGUGGAGGCCAAGUUUGGCCCGCUGCAGGAGGAGUUUGAGAUUCUGGAGAAGUACGAGGUGGAGCUGAGCGACGAGGUGAGCGCGCAGCUGGACAGCCUGCCUGCGCAGUGGAACAAGUUCAAGCUCGCCCUGGACCAGGCCGACGACAUCCUGGCCGACGCCAAGGCCAAGUGCAAGACGGACCUGCUGGCGGACAUGGACGACCUCUCGCGCAGCGUGACGGAGGUGCGGGCGACGUUUGUGACCACGGGGCCCUUUGCGGCAACCAUCACCCCGGACGAGGCGCUGCAGGCGAUUGAGGAGUUUAGGCACAAGCUGGAGAACAUCCGCUCGUCCGAGGAGUCGCUCAAGGCCGGCCUGAAGGUGUUUGGCAUCAGCCACGAGCCGUUCAAGGAGGUGGCGGACACGCACCGCGACCUGGACCAGCUCACGCAGCUGUGGACCCUGGCCAAGGAAUGGGACGACCGCUACAACGAGUGGAAGCAGACGCAGUUUGCGGACGUGGACACGGACGCCAUGGAGCAGCAGGCCGUGCAGUACAACAAGAAGUUUGUGAAACUCGCGCGCGAGGUGAAGGACAAGGACUGGGACAUGGUGCAGACGUACCGGCGGCGCGUGGAGCAGUUCAAGCGAACCAUGCCGCUGAUCCAGGACCUGAAGAACCCGGCGCUGCGGCAGCGCCACUGGCACGAGCUGCAGGAGCACGUGGGCAGCACCUUUGAUCACACGUCGGCGGAGUUCACGCUGGGCACCAUGAUUGACCUGGGCUUUGACCGCUUUGUGGAGGAGGUCAACGCCAUCUCCGGCGCCGCCAGCAAGGAGCUGUCAAUUGAGCAGGGCAUUGACGAGAUUGCAGAGGUGUGGGGUUCCACGUCGCUGGAAAUUGGGGCGUACAAGGACCGCGGGCACUACACGCUCAAGGGCACCGACGAGAUCUACCAGCUGCUGGAGGACCACCAGGUGACGCUGUCCACAAUGAAGGCGUCGCGCUUUGUCAAGGCGUUUGAGAGCGACGUGGACUUUUGGGAGCGCACGCUGUCCAUGGUGCUGGAGGUGAUUGAGGUUCUGCUGACGGUGCAGCGGCAGUGGAUGUACCUGGAGAACAUCUUCACGGGCGAGGACAUUCGCCGCCAGCUGCCCAUUGAGACUAACAAGUUUGACGCCAUCGACGACCAGUUUCUGAAGAUUGGCCAGCGCUUGCACGAGGACCCCAACGCGCAGCGCGGCACGCACGCCAAGGGCCUCCUGCAGCAGCUCAACGACAUGAACUUGGUGCUGGAGCAGAUCCAAAAGUCGCUGGACGAGUACCUGGAGACGAAGCGGCAGUACUUCCCGCGCUUCUACUUUGUGUCCAACGACGACCUGCUGGAGAUUCUCGGGCAGUCCAAGAACCCCAAGGCCGUGCAGCCGCACCUGCUCAAGUGCUUUGACAGCAUCAAGGCGCUCGAGCUCAACACGCCCCCCGGCCGCAAGGUCACGCAGGCGCUGGGCAUGCACUCCCCCGACGGCGAGUAUGUGCCGUUCAAGGUUCCCGUGGCGCUCGAUGGCCCCGUCGAGUCGUGGCUGCUGAAGGUGGAAGGCGAGAUGCGGCACAGCCUCAAGGCCCUGCUGCAGGACUCCAUCGUGGCCCACAAGAAGCAGAAGCGCGACAAGUGGCUGCGCGAGUGGGCGGGCCAGCUUGUGCUCACCGUGAGCCAGCUGGCGUGGACCAGCCAGUGUGUGGCAGCCAUGUCGGACGCCAAGGGCGGCCCGAAGAAGGGCCUGAAGGUGCUCAAGAAGAAGUGGGUGUCGCUGCUGAACAAGCUCACGGAGGCUGUGCGCAGCGUGAAGAACAAGACGCAGCGCAAGAAGCUGGUGGCGCUGAUCACCAUCGAGGUGCACUCGCGUGAUGUGAUUGACAGGCUGACCAAAGUACCCAACAUCAACCACAACGCCUUUGAGUGGCUCAUGCAGCUGCGCUUUUACUGGGAGCACGGCUCGGAUGCAGCCACUGUAGGCGAGUGCGUGAUUCGGCAGACAAAUACGCGCUUCACCUAUGGCUACGAGUAUCUGGGCAACUCUGGGCGUCUUGUCAUCACGCCGCUGACAGACCGCUGCUACAUGACGCUGACAACGGCGCUGCAUCUCAAGCGCGGUGGCAGCCCCAAGGGGCCAGCAGGUACCGGCAAGACAGAGACGUGCAAAGAUCUUGGCAAAGCCCUCGGUGACUACGUCAUCAUCGUCAACGUAAGCUCUGAUGGCAUGGACUACAAGAGCCUUGGCGGGAUGUUCUCGGGUCUGGCGCAGACAGGCGCGUGGGGCUGCUUUGACGAGUUCAACCGCAUCAACAUCGAAGUGCUGUCUGUAGUGGCACAGCAGAUUCUGUCCAUCCUGCAGGCGCAGAUCCCGCUGUCACCGGACAACCCGCAGCGCCGCUUCAUCUUUGAAGGCACGGAGAUCAACCUGCGGUGGUCCUGCGGCGUCUUCAUCACCAUGAACCCCGGCUACGCCGGGCGCACGGAGCUGCCAGACAACCUCAAGUCCAUGUUCCGGCCCAUCUCCAUGAUGAAGCCGGACACGGGCCUGAUUGCAGAAAUUAUCCUCUUUGGGCAGGGCUUUAGCAACACGCGCGUGCUGGCCAAGAAGGCAGACACGCUGUACAAGCUGGCGGUGCAGCAGCUGAGCAAGCAGGACCACUAUGACUUUGGGCUGCGCGCGCUCGUGUCGACGCUGCUGUACGCCGGUCGCAAGCGCCAGGCCAUGCCGGACAUUGCCCACGAGGAGGUCCUGCUCAUGGCAAUGAAGGACAUGAACGUGGCCAAGAUGACCAACACGGAUCUGCCGCUGCUGCAGGGCAUGAUGGCCGAUCUGUUCCCCGGCGUGGAGACGCACGAGGAGGACUACGGCAAGUUCAAGGAGGCCAUUGUGCAGGACCUCAAGGCAAACGGGUACCAGACAACAGACUGGAUGGUGACCAAGGUCAUCCAGCUGUACGAGACGAAGAACUCGCGCCACGCCGUCAUGAUCGUUGGCCACACGGGCAGCGGCAAGAGCGUGGCCUGGCGCACGCUGCAGCGCGCCAUGUCGCAGUGUAAGAAGGACAACGUGCCCGGGUUUGAGGUGGUGCGCGACUACCCGCUCAACCCAAAGGCGCUGUCCCUGGCAGAGCUCUAUGGCGAGUUCAACAUCGCCACCAACGAGUGGGCGGACGGCGUGCUGUCUUCGGUCAUGCGCACAACGUGCUCGGACGACCGCUCGGACCAGAAGUGGAUUGUCUUCGACGGCCCCGUCGACACGUUGUGGAUUGAGAGCAUGAACUCAGUCAUGGACGACAACAAGAUCCUCACGCUCAUCAACGGCGAGCGCAUCUCCAUGCCGUCGCAGGUUUCCUUGCUGUUUGAGGUGGAGGACCUUGCCGUGGCCUCCCCAGCUACCGUGUCCCGCUGCGGCAUGGUGUACCACGACACGCGUGACCUUGGCUGGCAGCCGUUUGUUGCGUCGUGGCUGGACGCCUUCCCCGACAAGGGGCUCGUCCCCGUCCUGCGUGACCUCUUUGACAAGUUUGUGGACAAGAUGCUCACGUUUGUGGACGCGCAGUGCGUGGAGCUCGUGCCAACAUCGCAGCUGAACCGCGUCAAGUCUCUGUGCUGCCUGCUCUCCGCGCUGCUCACCCCGGGCAACGGGGUACAGCCAACCGACGCCGGCGCAGGCGGCGUCGGCACCAAGGCCAUGGAGCAGUCGCAGGAGCGCGAGCGCAUUGUCGGGCAGUGGUUCCUCUUCAGCCUGGUGUGGUCCGUGUGUGCGGGCGUGAACGAGCAAGGGCGCAAGCUGGUGGACAACUACCUGCGCGAGCUGGAGGGCCAGUUCCCGAGCAGGGACACGGUGUACGAGUACUUUGUUGACGUGAAGAACGGCUCGUGGGCGCACUGGGACACGGAGCUGCGGUCCAACUGGCGCUACAGCCCCGACACGCCCUUCCACCGCAUCCACGUGCCGACGGUGGACACGGUGCGGUACCAGUACCUGGUGCGCACGCUCAUCGACGCGAAGCAGCCGACGCUGAUGGUGGGCCCCGUGGGCACGGGCAAGACCUCGGUUGUGGAGAUGGUUAUGCGCAAGCUGGACCCGGCCACGUUCAACCUCCUCACCAUCAACAUGUCCUCCAAGACGUCGAGCAAUAACGUGCAGGAGAUUAUCGAGGGGCAGGUGGAGAAGCGCACCAAGGGCGUGUUUGUGCCGCUCGGCGGCAAGCAGCUGCUCACCUUCCUGGAUGACCUCAACAUGCCGGCCAAGGACACGUUUGGGUCGCAGCCGCCGCUGGAGCUGCUCCGGCAGUGGAUGGAGUACGGCUUUGUGUACGACCGGGAGAAGCAGGUCAUCAAGCACAUCCGCGACAUGCGCAUUGUGGCGGCCAUGGGUCCUCCUGGUGGCGGCCGCUCCAUCAUCUCGCGGCGCCUGCAGGCGCGGUUCAACCUGCUCAACAUGACCUUCCCCACAGACUCGCAGAUCAAGCGCAUCUUCGGUACCAUGAUCAACCUCAAGCUGCAGGACUUUGAUGAGGGGUGCAAGCCCGUGGGCAACAUGGUCACGGAGGCCACCAUCCACGUGUACAACUACAUGUCCACGCGCAUGCUGCCCACGCCCACGAAGAUCCACUACCUCUUCAACCUGCGCGACAUCUCCAAGGUCUUCCAGGGCAUGCUGCGCGCGCACAAGGACUUCCACGACACCAAGGACGCCAUCACGCGCCUGUGGGUGCACGAGUGCUUCCGCGUCUUCUGCGACCGCCUUGUCACGGAGCGCGACCAGGUGGAGUUCACCAAGCUGGUGGAGGAGAAGCUGCACGAGGUGUUUGACGUGUCGCUGUCCACGCUGUGCCCUGGGCGCGAGGUGCCCGUGUUUGCGGACUUCAUGCGCGAGGGCCAGGACCCCGUGUACGAGGACGUGCGCGAGCACGACAAACUGAAGACGGUGCUGGAGGAGAAGCUGGAGGACUACAACGCCUCCGGGCACGUGCCCAUGGACCUGGUGCUGUUCCGCGACGCGGUGCAGCACGUGGCGCGCAUUGUGCGCGUCAUUCGCAUGCAGCGCGGCAACAUGAUGCUGAUUGGCGUUGGCGGCAGCGGGCGGCAGUCGCUCACCCGGCUGGCGGCGUUUGUGCUGGAGCACAAGACGUUCCAGAUUGAGGUGACGCGCCAGUACCGCAUGACAGAGUUCAGGGAGGACCUCAAGGCGCUGUACCGCCAGGCCGGCGUGGAGAACAAGCCCACCACGUUCUUGUUUGUGGACACGCAGAUUGUGCUGGAGGACUUUUUGGAGGACAUCAACAACAUCCUCAGCUCGGGCGAGGUGCCAAACCUGUUCCCGGCGGAGGAGAUGGAGGAGGUGUUCUCCGAUCUUCGGCCAGAGGCGAAGAAGGCCGCUGUCGAGGACACGCCCUCGUCCCUCACCAAGUUCUUCAUCGAGCGCGUACGCAACAACCUGCACGUUGUGCUGUGCAUGAGCCCCGUCGGCGAGGCCUUCCGCAACCGGCUGCGCAUGUACCCUGGCCUGGUCAACUGCACGACCAUCGACUACUUCUCCGCGUGGCCGCAGGACGCGCUGCUUGCCGUCGCGGACCGGUUCAUGUCGGACGUGGACCUGACCAAGGGCAUGUCUGCGGCCGUGCUGGGUGGCAAUGCCGGCGGCGGCGACGGCGACGAUGCGGCCGACAGCGUUGGUGGCGGGCUGCCGGGCCACGGCUCCGAUGCCGGCGACGCAAAGGACGACGACGCCAGCCUGAAAAAGGGCAGCCACUGGGCGGAGCGGCUGCGGUCGGCGGUGCUGUCGACGUUUGCCGUGAUCCAGCAGUCCGUGCUCACGGCGUCGCAGCAGAUGCUGGACGAGGUCAAGCGGCACAACUACGUGACCCCGACCAACUACCUGGAGCUCGUGACGGGCUACAGGCUUCUGCUGGCUGAGAAGCGCAAGGAGCUUGGCGACGCCGCGGACAAGCUGAUCAACGGCCUGGACAAGAUUGACGAGACGCGGGAGAAGGUGGAGGUGAUGAGCGUGGAGCUGGAGGAGACGAAGAAGCAGGUGGCGCAGUUCCAGCGCGAGUGCGAUGACUACCUGGUCAUCAUCGUGCAGCAGAAGCGCGACGCGGACGACCAACAGAAGGCCGUGAGCGCGCGCUCGGAGAAGAUUGGCAUUGAGGCGCAGGAGUGCGAGAAGCUUGCGGCGGACGCCGAGGCAGACCUGAAGGAGGCCCUGCCGGCGCUGCAGGCGGCCAUGGACGCGCUCAAGUCGCUGAACAAGAACGACAUCAGCGAGAUCAAGGCGUACACCAAGCCGCCAGACCUGGUUGCCAUGGUCAUGGAGGCGGUGAUGGUGCUGCGCAAGUCCAAGCCGGAGUGGUCGGAGGCGAAGCGGCAACUGGCCGACCCCAACUUCAUCAAGCAGCUGGUGGAGUUUGACAAGGACAACAUGUCGGACAAGGUGUUGCGGAAGAUCCACAGCUACGUGACGCGCCCGGAGUUUGACCCGGACCAGGUUGGGCGCGUGUCCAACGCGGCAAAGUCGCUGUGCAUGUGGGUGCGGGCCAUGGACGUGUACGGGCGCAUCUUCAAGGUGGUGGAGCCCAAGCGGCUCGCGCUGAAGAAGACACAGGACGCGCUUGCCGCCAAGCAAAAGUCGCUUGCCGAUGCGCAGCGCAAACUGAAGGAGGUCACGGAGAAGGUGGAGGAGCUUCAGCGCAACUACGAGGCCAAGCUCAAGCAGCAGCAGGAGCUGGCGGAGAAGAGCCGCGUGACGGCGCUCAAGCUGGACCGCGCGGCCAAGCUGGUGACGGGCUUGGCCGGCGAGCGCUCGCGCUGGGAGCAGAGCGUGGCGGAGCUGCGCGUGAGCAUGGGCUACCUCGUUGGCGACUGCCUGCUCGCCGCGGGCUUCCUGUCGUACCUGGGACCGUUCACCUCCACGUACCGAGACAGCGUGGUGCAGCGGUGGCUGCGCCACGUGCGCAGCUGCGAGAUCCCGUGCGACCCCAACUUUGACAUGGCGCGGUUCCUGGCCAAGCCCACGGACGUGCGCUUCUGGAACAUCCAGGGCCUGCCCUCGGACCGCUUUUCCACGGAGAACGGCGUGAUUGUGACGCGCGGGCGGCGCUGGCCGCUGAUGAUUGACCCGCAGGGCCAGGCCAUCAAGUGGAUCAAGAACAUGGAGCGCGAGCACGGGCUGAAGGUGGUGGACUUGCAGAUGCCGGACUACAUCCGCACGCUUGAGAACGCCAUCCAGUUUGGCACGCCCGUGCUGAUGCAGAACGUCGGGGAGGAGCUGGAUCCCUCACUUGGGCCAAUCCUGAACAAGGCGUUCACCAAGGUGGGCGGGCGCCUCAUGCUGCGGCUCGGUGACAAGGAGAUUGAGUACAAUCCGGACUUCCGCUUCUACAUCACGACCAAGAUGGCCAACCCGCACUACACGCCGGAGACGUCCACAAAGACGACCAUUGUCAACUUUGCCGUGGUUGAGGAGGGUUUGGAGGCGCAGCUGCUGGGCAUCGUGGUGAGCAAGGAGCGGCCGGAGCUUGAGGAGCAGAAGAACGAGCUGGUGACGAAGAUUGCGUCUGGCAAGAAGAAGCUGGUGGAGCUGGAGGACCGCAUCCUGCACCUGCUGAGCACGGCCAAGGGCUCGCUGCUUGACGACGAGGAGCUCGUCAACACGCUCAACUCGUCCAAGGUGACCUCUGUGGAGGUGGGCGAGCAGCUGGUGGUGGCGGAGCGCACGGAGGCGGAGAUUGACGAGGCGCGCGAGGGCUACCGCGCCUGCGCGGAGCGGGCGUCCAUCCUGUUCUUUGUGAUGAACGACAUUGCGUCCAUCGACCCCAUGUACCAGUUCUCGCUCGCGGCAUACAUCAACCUGUUUGUGAAGAGCAUUGACAGCAGCUCCAAGGCGGCCGGCUUGGAGCAGCGCAUCGAGAGCAUCAACGACUACCACACGUACGCCGUGUACCGGUACACGUGCCGCGGGCUGUUUGAGAAGCACAAGCUGCUCUUUGCCUUCCACAUGAACUCGAAGAUUCUGGAGCGCGCCAACAAGAUCCAGAUGAACGAGUACAACUUCUUCCUGCGCGGCGGGCAGGUGCUGGACCGCGAUGCGCAGAUGCCAAACCCGGCGCCGUCGUGGAUCAGCUCCGAGGCGUGGGACAACAUCACGGAGAUGGAGCGCCUGCUGCCCAAGUUCACGGGGCUGGCCGCCUCCUUUGAGCAGAUGCUUCGGGACUGGCACACGUGGUACGUGUCACCCGAACCGGAGGCCGCCACCCUGCCUGGCGAGUGGGAGAACGCGUGCAACGAGCUGCAGCGCAUGGCAAUUGUGCGCUCGCUGCGGCCGGACCGCGUGUCUGUGGUGGCGACCAACUUUAUUGUGAACAACCUCGGGCAGCGGUUUGUGGAGCCGCCGCCGCUGGACAUGCGUGCGGUGCUGUCGGACUCGCGGCCACAGACGCCGCUCAUCUUCGUGCUCUCCGUGGGCGUGGAUCCGACGAAGCAGCUGAUGGACCUGGCGGACCGGUGCAACAUGACGGAGCGCUUCCACACGCUGUCGCUCGGGCAGGGGCAGGCGCCCAUCGCUGAGCGGCUGCUGCGGGAGGGCACGAAGCACGGGCACUGGGUGUUCCUGGCCAACUGCCAUCUCUCGCUGAGCUGGAUGCCGUCGCUGAGCAAGAUUGUGGAGAUGCUGGAGGUGAACAAGCCGCACCCGGACUUCCGGCUGUGGCUCAGCUCCAAGCCCAACCCGCAGUUCCCCAUCUCCAUCCUGCAGGCCGGCAUCAAGAUGACGACGGAGCCGCCCAAGGGCAUCAAGGCCAACAUGAAGCGCCUGUACACGACGCUGACGGAGGACCAGUUUGAGCGCGUGGGUGCGGUGACCAAGUACAAGAAGCUCAUGUUCUGCCUGACCUUUUUCCACAGCGUGCUGCUGGAGCGGCGCAAGUUCCAGAUGCUUGGAUGGAACGUGCAGUACCCCUUCAACGACUCCGACUACGAGGUGUCUGAGAACCUGCUCGGCCUGUUCCUGGACGAGUACCAGGAGACGCCGUGGGAUGCGCUCAAGUACCUGAUUGCCGGCAUCAACUACGGCGGGCACGUGACGGACGACUGGGAUCGCCGGCUGCUACUCACCUACAUCAACGAGCUCUUCUGCGAGGACGCGCUGAACGUGGAGCACUUCCGCGUGUCGUCGUCCGACCUGUUCUAUGUGCCCACCGACGGCAGCCUGCAGUCGUACAAGGACUACGUUGCGUCACUGCCCAACUCGGACCCGCCGUCCGCCUUUGGGCAGAACGCCAACGCGGACAUUUCCAGCAUGAUUCGGGAGGCGCGCACGCUGUUGGACACGCUGGUGGCGCUGCAGCCCGCGGUGACGACGGAGAAGGGCGGCAGCCGGGAGGACGUGGUGCUUGAGCUGGCGCAGGACAUGCUUGAGCGGCUGCCGGAGAAGAUUGACUACGACGCGACCGCCAAGCUGCUGGCUGUGGAGCCCAACCCGCUCAACGUGGUGCUGCUGCAGGAGAUUGCGCGGUACAACGCGCUGCUGUCGCUGAUGGAGCGGCACCUGAUUGCGCUGCGCAAGGGCAUCCAGGGCCUGGUGGUGAUGAGCUCCGAUCUGGAGGAGAUUCUCACGUUCAUCUUCAACGGGCAGGUGCCGCCGGUGUGGAAGAAGACGUAUCCGUCGCAGAAGCCGCUGGCCGGGUGGAUGCGCGACCUCAUCCAGCGCGUGGACUUUUUCCGGCAGUGGGCGGUCACGGGGCGACAGCCGCUCAUCUACUGGAUGUCUGCGUUCACGUUCCCCACGGGCUUCCUGACGGCUGUGCUGCAGAACGCCGCGCGCAACAACGCCGUGUCCGUUGACACGCUCUCGUGGGAGUUCCCUGUGAUGACGCUGGAUGAUGUGAACAUUGUGGAGCAGCCCAAGGAUGGCGUGUACAUCAAGGGCCUGUUCCUGGAAGGUGCAGGGUGGGACAAGAAGCGCGCGUGCCUGGAGGAGGCUGCGCCGAUGCAGCUGGUGUGCUCCAUGCCCACCAUCCACUUCAAGCCUGUGGAGAAGAAGGCCACAAAGAAGAACGUGUAUGCGUGUCCUUGCUACUACUACCCGAACCGUGCCGGUGAGGGCGGCGCCUCUGCAUGGUCGUUUGUGAUUGCUGUGGACCUCAAAUCCGGCGACAGGUCGGCUGAGCACUGGAUCAAGCGCGGCACCGCUCUUCUCAUGAGCCUCGAAAACUAG